AUUAUAUCGUAAGUUGUCAUCGCGUGAAGUGUCGGGAUAUUUGUCGUGAGUGCAUAAAAUUGGCAAAAAACAUGCCUAAAUGACUCUCUAUCGCUAAAAAUUGUAUUUAAAUGCAAAAUGUCCGCAGCACUUGAGCAUUUUGUCAACAAUGUACGCACACAGAGUGCUUCAGGGAAUUUCCGUGAAUUGGCCGAAUCAUGCAAUCAAACGGCAGUGGUUUUAGCUAAAAAUACCAACUAUCUCGACAAUGUACUUGAAACACUGGACUUUCAGCAGCAUUCACUGGGUGUCUUGUAUGUUUUGGUGGCCAAGUUCAACAACUUGACGGGAAGUCCAGAGGAAGCUGAUAGUGUUAUUAGCCUUGUUAGAGAAUUCAUUUCAAUCUGCAAUGGAGAACAAAUCAGAUUUUCCCCACAAACCUUUGUGGAACUGUGUCAUCUGUUUACGGACUAUCUCGUGAAACACCAAAUUCCAUGCAUUCAGGGCAUCCCAAUUCUGGCGCAGGCCAUUGAUAAAAUCCGCCUCUUUGACACUCAAUUGACUGCCAUCCAUGCAGAUCUCUGUCAGCUCAGUUUUUGCGCCAAAGUCUUUAGUCCAGUGAUUAAAUUCCUGGACACCGACAUCACAGCGAUUGCCUCAACAGAUGACAGCAAUCAUGAUGCCAAAUACUUCCUCCUCUACUAUUACUACGGAGGGAUGAUCUACACGGCGGUGCAUAAUUACGAGAGAGCCCUGUACUUCUUCGAGGUGGCCGUGUCGACUCCAGCUCUCGCCAUGUCCCACAUCAUGCUCGAAUCCUACAAGAAAUUCCUCCUGGUCUCGCUGAUCCUCCAUGGGAAGAUCAUGCCCAUCCCAAAGUACUCAUCUCAGGUGAUUGCGCGCUUCAUGAAGCCACUCAGUCACGCCUACCACGAACUGGCCAAUGCAUACGGUACAGCUUCCAGCGAGGAGAUGAGGAAUGUCAUCAAUAAAUAUAGGGACACCUACAGAAAUGACACCAACUUGGGCCUAGUGCAGCAGGUCGCUAGAUCUCUGUGCAAGAAAAACAUCCAGCGAUUGACCAAGACUUUCCUUACCCUCUCCUUGGCUGAUGUGGCGAGUCGAGUUCAGCUCUCUGGUCCAUCGGAGGCUGAAGAGUAUAUUCUCAAUAUGAUCAAAUCGGGCGAGAUUUUCGCCUCAAUCAAUCAGAAGGAUGGCAUGGUGGUAUUCAAGGAUGACCCAGAGAAGUACGAUUCGCCGGACAUGUUUCUCAAGUUGCAGGAUGACAUGGCGCGCGUGAUGGAGCUCAACAAGCAAAUCAUCAAAAUGGAGGAAGAGAUUAUGCUGAAUUUGAUGUACGUGAAGAAGUCGAUCGGCAAUCAGGAUGAGGAUCUAAUUACUGGUCAUUCAAAGUCCUUUGUUGGUGAUCCAAGUGAAUAAAGGAGAAAGAAACUGGUGCAUUUUUGAAGGAUCUAAGGAUGAGACAAUUGUGAGAGUCAGAGUGAGAUGAGAUUUGUUAUGCAAAUGAUGCAGAGAUCAUUAGAAAUUUCACACAAAUUGAUUUAUGAUGAGAAAUAAUUAGAUUUUCUAACUGUAGGUUUCAUUUAAACAAAAAAAAAUCUCUUUGCAUUUCAUUUCAAAAGUGAAAGAAAAAAAACCAAUUUAAAUGCUUUUAUGGAUAUCCUUUUCAACUCUUUGAAUACCUAUACCUUGAAAAUCAGGAAGAGAAUUGCGCUUUCGUGAUUUUUGUGAAAAUGAAAAUGAAAAUGAAUUCAAUAAAUGCGUUUUCGAUACAUUA
Molecule: messenger RNA, 1777 nt
Organism: Phlebotomus papatasi
Lineage: Eukaryota; Metazoa; Arthropoda; Insecta; Diptera; Psychodidae
Product: COP9 signalosome complex subunit 3-like
Exons: 7
Coding region: 118-1419 (433 amino acids)
Biological process (GO): ubiquitin-dependent protein catabolic process
Cellular component (GO): COP9 signalosome
Source: RefSeq, a predicted model, not a curated record